AUGUUAUCAAUAGUUUUUAAGGGUGUCUCCUUACGCGUGGCACUAAACCGCCCCAACGUGUCUGGCGCAGGCACCGGGGAGCUGCGCACGCCGUCGCCGUCGCAGUCGUCGCUGGCGUCGCUGUCGGAGCGCGGCGGGUCGGUGUCGUCGGCGGGCGGGUCGCCCGGGCCGCCCGCUUCGCCCCGCGCCGCCGCGCUCGGCCGCUGCCUGUCGCCGCUGCUCAUCCCGCCGGCGGGCGGCGGGCGCGGGGGCGCGUGCGUGGGCGUGUGCGCCGGUAUGGGCAUGGGCGUGGGCGAUCCGCCCGCGCCGCCCGCGUCGCCGCUGGGCGCGCUGCAGCCGGACCUGUACCAGCGCCGCGACGGCCCGCUCUUCCUAAGCGCGCGCCGCGGCGCCGGCGCCGCCCUCGGUCGUCUGCACCUGCGCCUCAAGUACGACUUCGACCGCUCCGACCUGCACGUGCACCUCAUCGAAGCGCACGACCUGGCGGGCAGCGACCAGGGCGGCUUCAACGACCCCUACGUACGGCUGAGCCUGUGGCCCGCUGUGGACGCGCGCAAGCGCCAGACGGCCAUCCACCGCAACGAGCCCAACCCCUUCUUCGACGAGCACUUCAAGUUCCCCGUCUCCCACGAGGAGCUGCAGGACAAGACGCUCGUCCUCCAGGUCUUUGAUUAUGAUAGAUUCUCCCGCAAUGAUGUUAUUGGUGAAGUUCGAAUGACUAUGGAUGAGUUUGAUGUUACAUCAAGCAUUGAAAUAUGGGGUGAAAUUACUAAAAACAAAAAGCCUCCAGAAGAAAUGCAAGAGGUUCUAUUAUCUCUCAGUUAUCUACCUUCGGCAGAAAGAUUAACAGUGGUAUUGCUCAAGGCUCGUAAUCUCUUUCCACCCCAAGACAAAGACAGCAUAGAUCCCUUUGUAAAAGUCUAUCUCUUAAGUGGGGGGAAACGUGUCAAAAAGAAGAAAACUGCUGCAAGAAAAGGCAAUAGUAACCCAGUAUGGAAUGAAGCUUUGUCAUUUAAUGUACCUUCAGCAAACUUAACACAAGCUGCAGUCGAAGUUUGUGUAAUGGAUCAAGGUAAUGACUUAAUUGGAAACAACCCUCUUCUUGGGUGUUGUAUUAUUGGUCCUCAAGAAGAAGGUGCGGAACGUGAACAUUGGAGUGAUAUGACUCAAAGCCCCAGAAAAGCAGUUGCCAUGUGGCAUACUCUACGGUAAUUCAUUCUUAAUCAGAAAAUGCCUGAGCAACCACCUCAAAGGCUUCUUGAUCUGAAGAAGCAAUGGCAAAUAGUUGAAGUAUUGAUAAGAUGUUAAUCAUAUAAGCUAUAAGCUAUAAGCUAUAAUAAGCUAUUCAGAGUCAUGAAUACUUCCCCUCUAAAUGUACCUUUCUGACACAACAUGUGUCUUCGAACUCGUACAGUAGGAAAUUUAAAAUACACACAACAUAGUAUAAAAAUUAUGUAACUUCAACCCUUACUAAUAAUUUUUUCUACACUCCAAUUGAUUGGUAAUUGCAAUUCAUAAACAAUAUCAGUGAUUAUUCUUGUGAUUUCUUUGUAGGGAAAGUUGGAAUGAUGAAACAUAUCACCUUCAUUAUUUACAGAUAGAAACAAAUUUCACUAUUCAAGCAGCGUAGAUAGCUAAAUCAAUUUCAAUUCAAUAAGUAGAGAAUGUAAAUUAAAUUCACUUACAUACAUUUUAAUUGUUUAAACAAACAAAUGUCAAAAGAUUUAGUAACUACCUGCUUUUUUUCUUCUGUUCCUAAAACUCUUUUAAAACGGUCUUGUAAUUUGUUUAUAUCUGAAAGGCUGCAUUUUCCUUCCAUGUAUUAGCAUAACAUUAAAAGUAAUAUGAUAUAAAAAUAAUAUUGAAGCUUUUAUUACAAUUAUAAAAUACAAUACAUAUUAUAUAAAUAAGAUAGGGGGAAUUAAUUCAUGCAUAUAGAUGGCCUUGUAACAAGCUUAUAAAUCUAAUUAAAAAAGUAAUGUUAUAGUGUUCAUUGCUAAGAUCAUAAAACUACUAAAGAAAAUAAAUUGAGAAGAAAAUUUAACUCUUGUUGAUUGUGAUAAUACUGGUGAUACUAGUCUUUGCCGUAUUCUAAUAUGAACAACAGCAUAAUGCCAACAAGAGUUAGGAAUUGCAUUUUACAUGAAUAAAGAAGCCGAUAUUUUGGCAUGAAAAAAUAUUAAAGUAGUAUCUCUUUACAUACAAAAAUAAACAAUUAUCCAUGUGGCAGAAUGUAAGGCAGUAAACGCAUAUUAAAAAAAUAUGAAAUGCUACAAUAUUGAGAAAGAUUCCAACAAGAAGAUUUUCUUUAAAGCCUAACAUAUAGUUGUCUCAGCAGACAGGCACUCCUAAACUAAAUAUUUAUGUUCCUGUUUGCACUUGCAAAGAAGACAGUGAUUUCAUAUAGUAUAAAAUGUUAUUCUACAAGUGUAUGCAGAAUGAUUGCAGAUGGUGUUAUUUGGAAGUGACAAGAGUGUAGAAUUUCUGAAGGGAAAUGGCUAAUGUUUUCGAAAAUUUAUUUUCUUCCAAAAAAAUCUUGACUUUUUUGCAAAAAUGAAAAAUUAUUUUAAAAAAGGUAUUUUAGUAGUGCAUGAAGACAAAGUAUUUUCCACAAUAUCACUAAAGAGGCUAUUUUCAUUAAAUGUCAAAGAUAUUUAAUAGAUAUAACAAAUAAGUCAUUCAUUCAUAUUCACUCAAGAAAUUUCUCACUAUAUAUAUAUUUUUAAAUCGGUAUUUUAUUUUAUAAUUACAAAUCUAAGAAAUACUUCUUUUUGUAAAGAACUCUUGUUCUCUUUGUUUAUGGCCUAAAAGUAAGGGGUAAAGCUGCAUGAUAUAUUCUUGUCACAUUUAAAAUAUGUAGGGAAAGUAGAUGUGAUAGUUAAGACAUUCAGAAUCUCUUAGAAGAAUGCACAUUUUAGAUCUUAAUCUAUUUAACUUACUAAUGAAGAUGAUGUAAAUGGUGGUUCAGUUAAGCUAUUACACGGAACAUUAUUUACCCUUAACAAGAACAUGAUUAUGAAUUCAAAAUUAGUUGUUUUAUUACUACACAAAAACAUAUGUGAAUUAUUAGAAAAACUAAGUUUUAAUUUCUAAAGAAAAUUGUUUUACAUUAUUUUAAACACAAUUGAAUCUGUUUUCUUUCAGUCAUUGAAUCAAUAUUGUAUUAAAUUCUGAAAGUUACCUUAAUGUCGUUAUGUAUUGUUAUUCUGUUUAAUUCUCAAAAUAUUUGUGUUUGAACCAAAAGAAAACUAAUUGAUCUAAAAAAAGACUUUGGACUUCAUUUUCAAUGAUAAGACAUUAAUAAUGACAAAUUAUGAAAAUGAUAGGCUGUACAUGAUAUAUUUAUAUGAAGACGUAUAAUGUACAAAUAAACAGUAUUUAUUACACUUAGAGACAGAGUUAGUAUAUACAUAUAUUACUAAGUAGAAAUUUCAAACUAUUUUAUUUUUUAAAUAAGGAAUGGGGUAUGAAAUACUGUACCUAUUUCUGAUCUACUAUGGUGCAGAUUGUGAUAUAUAACUGGAACAGUUUUAAAUGUUUCUCCUUUGUUUUUACAAUUGCUAGCAUUAUUUUGAAAUCAGGCAUUUAGGAAGAGAAACAACUGAAAAGCCAAGAAAGCAGUUCAGAAAGGCCUUAAGUUGUUCAAUUCUCAUGUAAGUUUAAAAAUGAGCUUAUUGUUGACGUAAUGUAAGCACCUUACACAGAAUUAUUGUAUUCAUAAUGUGGAUGUUUGCAAAAAGGUAUGUUUGUGUAAUUAUUAAUGUUUGCAAUAUCAAUUUGCACUUGAACCAAAACUAUAAAUACAAAUAGAUGUUCUCCGCACCAAGAUUCUGAAAAUUUGUAAACGUGAAUUUGUUCAAUUGAAUCAAAUUAAAUAUGUAUAUCCUUUGUUUAUUUAAUAAUAAGAGUCAUGCAAGUGAGUGCUUCCUUGACUUGAGUUCUUUGUAAUAUUUAAGUUUCUGUUAUAUUUUUUAUCAGCAAGAACUCAAUGAUGGGAUUAAGGAGAUUUUGCAUGCCGUAGCGGACAGCACUAUCGAUCUUCUGUGUGUGCAAAGAUGCACAAAAGUGUUGCGAAAUUUGAAUUGCGCAUGUGCAGAAAAUCAAUCAUGCUUUUAUAUUCGAGGGUGCACAAACACCCUAUUAAGUUGGGCAAGAUAUUAAACUAAAAAAGACAUACAGUAUAUGUAAGAACUAAAAUUACUCCUAUUCUGCAUGAAAUGUAAACAUAUUGAUAUAGCAACUGCACUCAAAGACAUGUUACAUAAUAAUAAGUAAUUUAAAUAAAAUUGUUUCUGUUCCCCACUGGUAUGUCUAUUUCACUUAGAUUUUUAAGAUCUUGUUUUAACAGAAAAAAAUAAUUUUGUAUAAGUCAGUCUUUUAAAACUUUUGUUCAAAGGAACUGAAGUCAAUUUAUUGAAAGUGAUAAAUUAGGAAAGAUGGAUGAUUUUUGUGAAUGAAAGUAGGAAUUUUUGAAGGUUGCAGAAAGUAUUUUUUUAAGGAAUUAUCAUAUUUUCAUAACAAGAUAACAGUGGAUUACUAAAAAUGAUUUGUUAUAUUAUUUUUUGAAGAAAAAAAUUAAUAUACAUUAAUAUUAUUGAUAAUAUUAUACACAAUUUCCUUACAUCAAUAAUUUCAGUUACUAUGCUUUCAGAAAUCUAUUAAUAAAAAGUACACAAUGUGAUAAAAUAUUAGGAUGAAAUUUAUGUUUUUGCUUUUACAUUCUGUAGCUUUGUACGUGGCACUCACAAUCUUGCAUAUAGUAUAAUAUUUCAUUAUAGUUUAUAGUAGAAUAGUUACUCAUUUCUCUCAUGUAAAUCUGUUUGAAACAAUUGUUUUGUAAAUUGUAUAGAAUUAUUGCUUGUUGUUGUUCGUAAACAUUAUUAUAAACUUACAAAUCAAAUAUUGUUAUGGAUUUGAAUAUUGCAUGUUAUCUCUUGAAGUCUUGGCAAACGCUUGUAUGACAGCAGGGAUAUUUGUAGUUAAUAGUUGCAUCUCCUUGAUAAGUAUGAUGCACUUGUUUCAUGUAUGGACAUAAUAAAAAAAAUUAUUUUGAUUUUAGGUUAUUACAAUAAUUCAAAUAAAUAUGUUCAUUCAUCAAGAGUAUUAAGAAAGAAAUCAUUAUGGAAUAAAUACAUAAUUGACUUUACCUACAUGUAGAGUAAAAAAAUUGAUAAGCAUCAUAUCCUAUUAAAAUAUUAUUGAGGAUUUGAUAGAAGGCCUUUGAAACAUACUCUGUAUUAUUACGUUCAUUUUUAAAAUGUAUUUUUCCCAUUUUUGGAAUACUCUUUUUGUUACCUUCAUUAUUUUAUGACAUUUUUCCAUGAUUAUAAAAUAAGAUCAAGAAGGGGAUGUCAAAUUCUUCACAAAAAAUAUUUUUCUGUGUAUUUAUAAUUAUAUACAUCUGUGUGAAAUGUUUGGGCCAUCAAGUUUAUACAUAUUCAGAGAAAUUCUAUAUGCAUACAUGUGUGUUAUUUGUUGAUAAGUGCAUUUUGUUAACUCAAUCUGUUAAUCAGAUAUAUAAAACAUAUACAUAUAUAUUGAAUUAAGUGUUCUGAUAUUGUUUGCAUUUCCUCCCUCCCCCAUCAAUAUAUUUUAAUUAUACAAUAUAUUUAAUUUUUAUUAAUACAAUUGAACUGUCA
Gryllus bimaculatus (two-spotted cricket) is the source of this 5639-nucleotide messenger RNA. The record is from the annotation of a GenBank genome assembly. Lineage: Eukaryota; Metazoa; Arthropoda; Insecta; Orthoptera; Gryllidae.